AUGUCCAGUCUUUCAUUGAUCGAUUCCGUCAUCGACGACGACGAUGAGUUUUGCCCCCUGUGCAUUGAAGAGUUCGAUCUCUCCGAUAAGAAUUUCAAACCGUGUCCUUGUGGAUAUCAGAUUUGCCAAUUCUGCUACAACAACAUUAAGACGCAGAAUGAAGAAGGCCGAUGCCCCAACUGUCGGCGCGGAUACGACGAAAGUACCAUCCAGUACAAGAUUCCCGACGUUGAGGAGUUCAAGGCAGAUCUCGCACUGAAACAUCGCAAAGCAGCUGCUGCGAAAAAGAAGGAAGCCGAAAAGCGUGAAAUCGAAGCCUCCAGCCGGAAGAACUUGGCCGGUGUCCGUGUUGUCCAAAAGAACUUGGUCUACGUUAUCGGCCUCAACCCUACGAUCCGAGACGAAAAUCAACUCCUUCAAACGCUUCGUGGACGGGAAUAUUUCGGUCAAUAUGGCGAGAUUGAAAAGAUCGUGGUCAGCAAGGCUAAGCCCGGUGGUAACCCCAACCAGGGAAUUGGUGUUUAUGUGACUUUCUCGCGCAAAAUUGAUGCUGCGAUGUGCAUCAACGCCGUGGACGGUUCUGGGAACGGCGAUCGGGUGCUCAGGGCGCAAUACGGAACAACCAAAUAUUGCUCAUCCUUCCUUCGCAAUGAGCAAUGCAAUAAUCGGAACUGCACUUUCUUGCACGAGACUGGGGAGGACAGCGACAGCUACAGCCGCCAGGACCUCUCAUCUAUGAACUCCAUAUCCACUCAACGCCCAAAUCUCCCACCUACCCCCUCUCACGUGAGGUCCGCUCAACCCAUCGCCCAUCCUAUGCGCCGGCAACCUAGCAAGGAUGAGUCGAUCAGUAGUCGCACCGGCAUACCAGAUGGCCCGGCUCUCCCGUCAACUGCAAGUUGGGCUAACAAAGAUGCUGCUAUUCACCGAACCAGAAGGACUAGUCUCACGGGUAGCCAAGCCUCCAACAAUAGCCCACGGCCCGCAAGUGCCAAUGUUGCGACACUAGUCGAAGAACCGAAACGACCAGAGAAGCCAUCGCCGAUUUCUCAAGAAGCCCCACAAUCAAUUUCUCAAGUCGAUCCCCGAUCUCCCGCCGCGCCACCACGUCCCCGUCGGGGGACUCAACCUCCCAAGCUGCCAUCACCGUUUGACGGCUUGCUCAAGGAUAUGAACUCGGCGGAUUUCAAGUUUUCCUUCAGCACGGCUGAACUGAGUGCCGAAGAGGUCAAGUUGAUUAAGGAUUACCCAUCUUUCAUCGAUCCAUAUGGCGGGGUCAAGCGCAGAGCAAUGCGAGAGAAAGUCGAACAAGAGCGUCUUAGCCGCGAGCACGAGUUGCUUCAAUCCGUUGCAGCUGAAGAGGAUAACCGUGAAGCUGGUAGCCUCCAGCUAGGUGGUGAGCCAGAAGAAAUCAAUCCCCCGCGCAGUCGCCAGACGCGCGAGUCUCAUGGGGCUAUCCAGCCGCCCUCGCAGCAGGACACGGCGGAUAACUCAACUGUUGGAUCCCCAGUUUCUGCGACUAGCCAUCAAUUCCAAGGCCUGAACCUCGCUGGACGAAGCUUAACUCCCUUGCAGCAACAGCAGUUGAUGUUACUCAAGUCCGCCGGUAAUCAACAAGCUGGCCUGGCUGACCCUCUCGGCUCUGCCGCUCUGGACCAAGCCGCCCAUGUCCGCCAAGGCCUUGUCCACAAUCAGAUGGCACAGUUCAAUGCGCUGCAGGCAGCACAGAACCGACAGUCUUCCCGAUUUUCCUUCGCCAAUGAGGCCGGUUCUAAGAAUAUUCCUAACGCGCGCAUGUUGGGCCAGAUGCAAUCUUCUUCUCCCAACCCUCUUUCUGCUCCUAGCCCUCAACAUAGUCUUGCAGCAAGUGGCUUCUAUGCUAGCGGAGUGCAGGGUCCCCCACCGGGACUGAAGACGGCUGGUACCCCUCCGAUUAGUGGUGGUGGAAUGUUCGCCCAAGGACAUGGCUUCACCUCUGGGCUUGGUGGUAAUGGAGGAAAGCAAGAUCCAACUCCGGAGUUAAUGCGAGAGCUACUGCGUGGACGAAAUGGUACGAAUGUUAGUGGUUUACAGGGCCAGGAGGCGGCUAAGCGUGAGUUCAUGUUCCCUUUUCUUCAACAGCACAAUACCCCACCCCCUAUGACUCCUGUCAAUGGCCUUCUCAGCUCCUUCUAUGGGCACCAAGCGGGCGUGAUGCCUGAUUCCGGUGGCCCACAGAAGCAGAAGAAGAAGGGGAAGAAGCACAGACACGCUAACACUUCCUCCGGUGGAGGUGGUGUAGUAGAUCUUGCGGACCCGAGCAUUUUGCAGGCGAGGAUGCAUCAAGUCGGCGCGAAUGCUACUGCUGGGCAAGCGUUGUACGGGAGUCAGGGCCAAGGUGGGUACAACCCCUCCAUGGUGUACGGUGGUGGCAUCAGUCGGUGGUGA
Molecule: messenger RNA, 2427 nt
Organism: Penicillium roqueforti
Lineage: Eukaryota; Fungi; Ascomycota; Eurotiomycetes; Eurotiales; Aspergillaceae
Exons: 4
Coding region: 1-2427 (808 amino acids)
Biological process (GO): protein ubiquitination
Cellular component (GO): CCR4-NOT complex
Molecular function (GO): ubiquitin-protein transferase activity; nucleic acid binding
Source: RefSeq, a predicted model, not a curated record